UUUUUUUCUCACUCUUCACACAACGAGGCUCUUUAAGCCCCGGCGAGCGACACAGAGGGGCAUUCAGAGCGCGAGCGAGGGGGCAGGAACCGACGGACGGACUCUCGCGCUGGGCGGGCGACCUGCUUUAGUGCAGUCUUGGUAAAGCAGAUCUUCAUCCUGAGGAAGACAGUGAAUGGGUUCGUUGUGAAAGAACCUAGCGUAUGUGUAAAGAGUGGUAAAGUUCUACUGGAGGACUUAAAUCAACCGAGCACAGAUCACAGAUAGAACCGUUAACUUACCGACACCCUUGACCGGAGCGUAAGAGAAGCGAUGUCAACAGAGGAACACAGUUUAUCUGAGGUGGAGAUGAGUCCCGGGGUGUCCGACGAUGGCCACUCCAUGUCCCCCGGGCACUCGUCGGGCGCUGCUGGAGGGCCGGACUCCCCGUUGCCCUGCCAGCCGUCCCAGAUGUCGGGCGUCGGCGAGGAAGCGGCGGGCGUUUCCGGGGGCGUCUCGGUAAAGUCGGACGACGAGGACGAUCGUUUCCCCAUCGGCAUCCGUGAGGCGGUCAGUCAGGUGCUGAACGGCUACGACUGGACUCUCGUGCCCAUGCCCGUGCGAGUGAACUCGGGCAGUAAGAGCAAACCGCACGUGAAGCGGCCGAUGAACGCGUUCAUGGUGUGGGCGCAGGCCGCGCGCAGGAAACUGGCAGAUCAAUAUCCGCAUCUGCACAACGCCGAGCUCAGCAAAACUCUCGGCAAACUCUGGAGGCUCCUCAACGAAGCGGAUAAGAGGCCUUUCAUUGAAGAAGCCGAGCGUUUGAGGAAACAGCAUAAGAAGGAUUAUCCCGAGUACAAAUACCAGCCACGUCGACGCAAGAAUGGCAAACUAGGAACCAACUCUGAGACCGACGGCCACUCUGAGGGUGAGGUCAGUCACAGCCAAUCACAUUACAAGAGCCUGCACCUGGAGGUGGCACACGGGGCAGGAUCACCGCUGGGUGACGGGCAUCACCCUCACGCUACAGGUAAGAUACACAAACACCUGCUUACAUCAACCUUCGUCAUCAACCUUGAACAACACUUCCAUAAUAUUCUUCUCUAUGUGUUUGUUCUUCUUUCAGGUCAGAAUCACAGCCCUCCUACGCCCCCUACCACACCUAAGACAGAACUGCAGGGGGGAAAAUCUGGGGAGGGGAAGCGUGAGGGUGGAGCCGGGGGUUCCAGGGGCGGUCUUGGGGUGGGAGCAGAUGGAAGCUCCUCCUCUGCGUCCGGGAGCAGUAAACCUCACAUCGACUUUGGUAACGUGGACAUUGGUGAGAUCAGCCACGAUGUGAUGGCCAACAUGGAACCGUUUGACGUUAAUGAAUUUGACCAGUACUUACCGCCGAACGGGCACCCCGGGGUGGCGCAGGCGUCGGGCGGCACAGGCUCUGGAUCCUCGGCUUCCCCGUACACGUACGGCAUCUCGUCAGCCCUGGCGGCUGCCAGCGGGCACUCCACCGCCUGGCUGUCCAAACAGCAGCUGCCAUCCCAGCAACACCUGGGCUCAGAUGGCGGGAAAACUCAGAUAAAGAGCGAGGCGCACUUCUCCAGCGAGGCGGCGGCCUCGGCGAGCGGCUCUCACGUCACCUACACGCCUCUCAGCCUGCCGCACUAUAGCUCCGCCUUCCCUUCACUGGCGUCCCGUGCCCAGUUUGCAGAAUACGCCGAUCACCAGGCGUCCGGCUCCUAUUACGCCCACUCCGGUCAGACCUCCGGCCUUUACUCUGCUUUCUCUUACAUGGGCCCUUCACAGAGGCCCCUAUACACGGCCAUCCCGGACCCCGGGUCUGUGCCGCAGUCACACAGCCCUACACACUGGGAGCAGCCCGUAUACACCACGCUGUCUCGACCGUGACAAAGACAUACAACUUAAGGUUUUGCUCCUGUUUAAUAUCCAGUAGCUGAAAGGUCUAAACUAGUGUAUAUGUGCUUGAAAAUCAUGAAAUAUUUUCACCUGCACUACAAUCUACACGGAUGGAGAUCUGAGAGAAAACUUCUGGAGUGUGUGGAGAUCUGCAGGGAAAAUAUUAUCACCAUGUGCCUCAGGCUUUUAAAAACAUGGCCCAUCACAAAGAUGUCUGCUCUUAUUCUCAUUAGAUUCAAGAAAGUUGACUCCUAUGGUAUUUCAAGUGUUACAUAUUACCAAAGUAAGAGACCAAAACAUUAAAACAGGAACAAAUAGAUGAGUUUCUUUGUGUGGUUUAGCAGAAGAUCUCAAACUUCACCCAACACAAACACAAUACCUGAUCAUGUUAUCUAUACAUCUGUGUUUUUUAUUUGUAUAAAUGAAUAAUCUCGUUUUAUUAACCAAAAUAAGGCCAUAUUGUCAUCAGAAUAAUAAUGAUGUGUUUGCAUUGUUGUAAUCUUUUCUAUUGUUAUGUUGUAAUUGUGUUGCCAUAACUCCACUGAACAUCUUCACCACUGUCUCGUGUUUGUUUGUCGGUGUGUGUAAAUAUCUUUACCUUGUUACUCUAAACACAGACGUGAUGCUGUAAUGAAGUAAAAACACCUUUACCAUCUGUCAAGUGUCCGAUAUAGAAAAUCAAAAAUUUGACGCAGAGUUUAAUUCACGUCAGGAUGCAAAACUAUUAUUGUGAAAAGUAUAUUUUCAUUAUAAUUUUACAAAAUGUUGUGUGUUUUUUAUAUUUUUUAAACAUAUUUUGUGAAAAUAACACAUGAACAUGACAAUGUAAAGGGUUUCCAUUUUCAGCUAGAAAUUAAACAUCAUGAUAUAAUUUAGUAAAAGUUACGACUGAUGUUAUGUUUCUGUAAACAAAGUUUAAUUAUUUUUUCAUCCCUUUUGAUUGUAGACUUUUAGGCGAUUUAUUAUUGAAAGAAAAACAAGCAAAAACUCAAUGUUAGAGCCUACAUCUUACAGUAGGUCAUCCUUAUUUUAUAUAUAUUACAGAAUAUUAUUUAUAUUUGUUGUUUUGUUUGUUUUUUAUCAGUAGUGUUUUAUUCUGAUGUUGGAUAUUUUUUGUUGUGUAAUGUUGUGGUGGGUAAGUGUUGUUGUUUUUCAGUGUAAAUAGAAGAGAGCAAUGACUAACCUCCCUCACUUUAAAUAAAGCUAAAGUCCAUACAAACUCA
Messenger RNA from Paramisgurnus dabryanus, 3113 nucleotides. RefSeq names its product SRY-box transcription factor 10 (gene sox10). Gene Ontology annotation, cellular component: nucleus. Lineage: Eukaryota; Metazoa; Chordata; Actinopteri; Cypriniformes; Cobitidae. Gene Ontology annotation, biological process: negative regulation of transcription by RNA polymerase II; peripheral nervous system development; neural crest cell migration. The record is from RefSeq and is a predicted model, not a curated record. Gene Ontology annotation, molecular function: DNA-binding transcription factor activity, RNA polymerase II-specific; RNA polymerase II cis-regulatory region sequence-specific DNA binding.